Rhineura floridana is the source of this 1667-nucleotide messenger RNA. Its product is annotated as zinc finger protein 572-like. Bases 1 to 1392 code for a protein of 463 amino acids. Gene Ontology annotation, molecular function: DNA-binding transcription factor activity; RNA polymerase II cis-regulatory region sequence-specific DNA binding. Gene Ontology annotation, biological process: regulation of transcription by RNA polymerase II. NCBI's taxonomy places the organism in Eukaryota, Metazoa, Chordata, Lepidosauria, Squamata, Rhineuridae. The transcript is spliced from 4 exons. The record is from RefSeq and is a predicted model, not a curated record.
AUGUACAGAAAGAGUGCAAAAGAGCGACUUCCCUUUCCUGUCCCGCCUUUCUGCAAGAAAUGCUAUGCGGAAGCCUGUUUGUUUGCAGCGAAGUUAAAGAGGGGGAUUGCACGGAGGGUGCCUCAAACUAAAGGAUACAUCUGGGGGGUGAAGGCUGAGGGAGAACCAUCAGGAGUAUCACUGGACAAAGCUGAGGAGCAGGUGCAGGAACAGAAACUGAGGAGUCAAGAUGGAGCAAAGAGACAAGAGGGGAGACCAACGCAGACGCCAGGAGAUGAAUUUGGAACUUCUCAGGGUGGUGAAUAUAAAAUUCAACAGGAAACUGAAUUGAAGUAUGAAUGCUUGGAAUGUGAAAAGAGUUUUCAGUACAGCUCAGAUCUUACUUCACAUGAAAGAAUGCAUACAGGAGGGAAACCAUAUAAAUGCCUGGAGUGUGGAAAGAGCUUCAGUUGCAGUGGCCACCUUACUGCACAUCACAGAACUCAUACAGGGGACAAACCUUAUAAAUGCUUGGAGUGUGGAAAGAGCUUCAGUGAGAAUAGCACCCUUAGUAAACAUAGAAGAACUCAUACAGGGGACAAAACUUAUAAAUGUUUGGAGUGUGGAAAGAGCUUCAGUCGGAGUGACACCCUUACUUUGCAUCACAGAACUCAUACAGGGGACAAACCUUAUAAAUGCUUCGAGUGUGGAAAGAGCUUCAGUUGCAGUGGCCACCUUACUGUGCAUCACAGAACUCAUACAGGGGACAAACCUUAUAAAUGCUUGGAGUGUGGAAAGACCUACAGUCAGAGUAGCAACCUUAGUAGACAUGAAAAAACUCAUAUAGGUGACAAACCUUAUAAAUGCUUGGAGCGUGGAAAGGGCUUCAAUCAGAGUAGCAGCCUUAGUUUGCAUCACACAAUUCAUACAGGGGACAAACCUUAUAAAUGCUUUGAGUGUGGAAAGAGCUUCAGUCAGAGUAGCAGCCUUACUGUGCAUCACAGAACUCAUACGGGGACAAACCUUAUAAAUGCUUGGAGUGUGGAAAGAGCUUCAGUAACAGUAGCCACAUGCAUCGAAAAACUUAUACAAGGGGACAAACCUUAUAAAUGCUUGGAGUGUGGAAAGAGCUUCAGUGCGAGUAGCACCCUUAGUAAACAUAGAAGAACUCAUACAGGGGACAAACCUUAUAAGUGCUUGGAGUGUGGAAAGAGCUUCAGUCGGAGUGACACCCUUACUUUGCAUCACAGAACUCAUACAGGGGACAAACCUUAUAAAUGCUUCGAGUGUGGAAAGACCUUCAAUCGGAGUAGCAGCCUUAGUUUGCAUCACAGAACUCAUACAGGGGACUGUGAUGUUCCUGCUUAUAUUGUAAAUAUGGUAAGUGCUGCUUAUAUAGAAGAUAUAGGGUAAGUGGAGUGAAAGAGGAGGGGGAGUACAUGAGCAGUAGAAUGCUGGAUGAUUGGCUGAGCAUUUGAAUGGCUGGCAGUAUAAAUGGAAGAAUGACAGUUGAAUCUGGGAAGUGGAUGUUAGAGGUUUAGAGAGGUGAAAGAGGUUUUGGUGGUGUUUGGAGGUCGUUGUUGUUGAGAGUGAGUCGGAGUUCUGAGGCAAUUAAUGAGAAGUAAAGUACAUGUCAGAAUAUAGAUGAAACCAUACGCUUGUAAACAAAGUCUUAAGUAAUCUUGUUA